Messenger RNA from Lates calcarifer (barramundi perch), 1424 nucleotides. RefSeq names its product zinc finger, C4H2 domain containing (gene zc4h2). NCBI's taxonomy places the organism in Eukaryota, Metazoa, Chordata, Actinopteri, Centropomidae. Bases 121 to 795 code for a protein of 224 amino acids. Gene Ontology annotation, biological process: positive regulation of neuron differentiation. The record is from RefSeq and is a predicted model, not a curated record. The transcript is spliced from 5 exons. Gene Ontology annotation, cellular component: nucleus.
UUGCGGGCGCGUGCUAGUGUGCGCGCUCACCCGAGCUAUUGUGUUUUUAUCAACAAGGAGACCACCGUGGCCUUACGGGUAACUGAUCCAGCCAGCUGAACGACAAGGGACCGCUAAACCAUGGCGGACGAACAAGAGAUAAUGUGCAAACUAGAAAACAUCCUGGAAAUACGGAACAAGACUAUCCAGAUGCAAAAGAUCAAGUCUCGUCUGAAGAUUGAGUUUGAGGCUCUGGAGUCUGAGGAAAAGCAUCUCAAAGAGUACAAACAGGAGAUGGACCUCCUUCUACAAGAGAAAAUGGCACAUGUGGAGGAACUGCGGCUCAUCCAUGCAGAUAUCAAUGUGAUGGAGAGCACCAUCAAGCAGUCAGAGAAUGACCUCAAUAAGCUGCUAGAAACGACUCGCCGCCUGCAUGAUGAGUACAAACCUCUGAAGGAGCAUGUUGAUGCCCUCAGGAUGACUUUAGGCCUACACAGACUCCCUAACCUCAAUGAAGAAGAGGAGAAGCUUUCCCUGGAUUACUUUGAAAAGCAGAAAGCGGAGUGGCAGAAGGAGCCGCAUGAGCCCGCCAUCCCAGAAUCUCUCGCUGCCGCUGCAGCAGCAGCACAGCAGCUUCAGGUGUCCAGGAAGCAAGAUGCCCGCCAGACAGCUACCUUCAGACAACAACCCCCACCUAUGAAGGCUUGCCUAUCCUGCCACCAGCAGAUUCAUCGUAAUGCUCCCAUCUGCCCAUUGUGCAAAGCUAAGAGCCGCUCCCGCAACCCAAAGAAGCCCAAGAGGAAGCCAGAUGAGUAGAUCCUACUCCACCUUCAGCUUCAGUAGCUUUUAAAGGGAACUGGUCCAAUACACUGAUCGAAGAUCAGCCAUGUAUGUGACAAUAUAUGGCUGAAAUAACAGGUCUGUGCUUCAGGACAAUUUCCACAUUCACUCCCCACUUUAACAGUAACUUGUUCUUAGUAACUUGUCCAUAAUCUGUCAACAAUUGAUCAAGGAUCUGAUAAUGUCAUUCUGUUGUUUGUUUUUAUUAGUGCUUUGGAUGUGUUUCUAUGUAACUGUAUGACUUCCAUAGUAGGUUUACUAGCCCCUAAAAAGUGUAACUGCAAUAAUGCAAAAAGGAACUUGAUGAAAUGCCCAAAUAACUUUGCCCAUGUUGCUCUUGUUUAUUGCCUUAGAUAUUGUACUGUACUUCCUCAUUUUUUAAUGCAUGCGCGCUACCAUGACUGUCUGUUGUGUAUUAUUUGUGCCAAUAUAAAAUCGAAUAGGUUUAAUUGCGAAGCUUAAGAAAACAUAAUGUUGUUUUAAUGUUUACAGUGUUCAAGUGACCACAAACUGGACAAAAAAAGGCCAGACUCAUUUGCUCUGAAUAGUGUUAUGUGUUUAAUUUUAAUACAGUAAUAAGAAAAUAAAUGUCUGUUUUGUACUAA